CAGAGGCAGCGGGGCCUAGCAGACAAAAUCAGGACGUGACAUCAUUACAGGAAGAGAAGCCAAACAACAUUUCUUUCUGUUUUAUCGGGUCCUUUCUGCUUUUUCUCAGGCAUAUUUCAAGUGGCCGGGUUUGCCGAUGAUUGAGAGAGGAGUUAAAGUUUCUUCAGAGGAGAAAUCCAGUGUGAUCCAUGUCCUCUGGGAGAUAAGUGGAGGCAGAGGAAUUCUCUCGAGCGUUCCCACAGAUCCCCACAGCAUUCCAAGCGUUCAAAGCGGGCCGUCAGCCAGAAACGUCAAAUCAAGAUCAAAACGUCAAAUCAAGAAGGUCAAAACUUCUUCUCGUCCAUCCAUCCUAAUCAUCACUGGCACAGUUUCCACUGUUGGCACAGUGUAAAGGGACAUGGCUCUGUGCCUGGGGCAGGUCUUCAGCAAAGACAAGACCUUCAGGCCUCGAAAGCGUUUUGAGCCAGGCACCCAGCGCUUUGAGCUGUAUAAGAGAGCGCAGGCAUCACUGAAGUCCGGCCUGGACCUCAGGAAGGUGGUGCAGUUGCCCGAAGGAGAGAACAUUAAUGACUGGAUCGCCGUGCAUGUCGUGGACUUCUUUAACCGCAUCAACUUGAUCUAUGGAACAGUCAGUGAGUUCUGCACAGAGAGGAGCUGCCCUGUGAUGUCCGGAGGCCCUCGCUAUGAGUACAGAUGGCAGGAUGGGGGCCAUUACAAGAAGCCCACCAAACUACCAGCCCUAAAGUACAUGAACCUGUUGAUGGACUGGAUUGAAGCACUCAUCAACAAUGAAGACAUCUUCCCAACACGCGUAGGGGUUCCUUUUCCUAAGAACUUCCAGCAGGUGUGUAAAAAGAUCCUAAGCCGGCUUUUCCGCGUAUUUGUGCACGUGUACAUCCACCACUUCGACAGCAUCUGCAACAUGGGAGCAGAGGCGCAUGUCAAUACCUGCUACAAGCACUACUACUUCUUCAUCUCUGAGUUCAGUCUCAUCGAUCACUUGGAACUAGAGCCACUGAGACCCAUGACGGAGAAGAUCUGCAACUGAUAAAAAUGGACAGUGAAGAAAUUCUUAAAGCCUAACUAAGUGCUUUCUGAUGGAACAGUGGAUUAAACAUCUUGAGUAUUUAAGCCAAAGGAACAAUGUAUUCAGGAUCUUGUUGUUUUAGGAUCUCAUCCUUUCCUCAAAUGAGACAAGCAGAUGAAUAGCUGUGGCAGACUUGAUAUUUCAAGAAUGGCCAUGGGUUUUUGGGUCCAAUGCUAUCUGUGCCAAAAUCCUAUUUCUUUCCAUUCAUUUUAGGAUCUGUGCUUACGCAUCAGUCUUCAAAUGGCAAAAAUGCACUCGAAAUGUAUAGUAUUGUAAUAGUUGGCGUGUCUUUUUGGCGUCAAAUUGUACUUGGAAUAUGGCUUUUGUUAAAAAAUGUUGCCUGACGAAACCUUUUUUAUGUGAAAGACUGAUAGAAAAUUUUUGCUGCAUAUUUACAUUUCUGAACAUCGGAGAUGUGUCGUGAACAUGUUCUGUGUUAUAACGUAUUUCUCUGAGGUUGAGUCCAGCUGGGCAUGUUAAACAGCUGAGGUUCCAGGGCAAGUUUGAAAUGCAACUGUUUCGUCUGUCUUGUGAAAGUGCCACAGCCCAAGGGGUGGACAGAAAGGCCCUUCCUUGUAUUUUCACUCCUAUGAAAAGGCUUUGUGUGGGUUUCACUGUAUUUAAUUUGUGCAUGCUUUUAGAGACAUAUGUAUGAAAUAAUUUUCCAAAGAACAUCUCCCUCUGUCAAACCGGCUGAGCUGCCAAAAGAAUGGGAAAGUACAAAUCGCAUGACUCGCCUUUUUGUGGUUAGUUUGAAAGUGGAGUUGAUUGUACUUCUGCUAGAAUGCCAAUAUGUGGAUCUGAAUCUUCCCAUUUUACUUCUAUUUUACUUGCUCAUUUCUCUGUUUUCUCGAACGUGCAAUGUGCAAAUUAAGCAAAAGGGCUUUAUGACUUUCCUCUCGUAACGAGAAAUACUACAUUACACUAUAUUAUAUAUUAUACAUAUUACAACAAUUGCAACAUUAAAUUCACUUAAUGAAUUAGACUUUGAAGGCUGAAUCUCAAAUGGCUCUGUACUCCCUAUAUAGUGCACUACAUAAUUCACAAAAGUAUGGCUUUACAAUGAAGUAGUGCUUUAAAUCUGUAACAGGGAGAUGUGCAGCCUAUGGUCUUUAUGUGACCGCAGUCUUUUUAUUGGUUGAUCAUUUAAUAGAAUGAUUCCUUCUUUAUCUUGUCAUAAACAAAAACAAGCAUGGCAGCUGACGAGAUAGAUGCUCACCAUCUCCAAAACCUACGGAGCCCGGCUGGUGACAUCCUGUAUAAAUAAAAAUAAUGCAUGGCCAUCCUGAUUAACGUGUCGGAACGAGAUAAUUUAGUGGCCACAACUUAGUAAAGCAUUGGAAUGAUAUCAUGCCUUAUUAAGCUGUGGCCAAGGCUUAAUAAUCUCAUUCCCACACCUCACU
Messenger RNA from Colossoma macropomum (tambaqui), 2490 nucleotides. RefSeq names its product MOB kinase activator 3C (gene mob3c). Gene Ontology annotation, molecular function: protein kinase activator activity. Gene Ontology annotation, cellular component: cytoplasm; nucleus. The coding region runs from base 398 to 1048 and encodes 216 amino acids. Gene Ontology annotation, biological process: positive regulation of protein phosphorylation; signal transduction. NCBI's taxonomy places the organism in Eukaryota, Metazoa, Chordata, Actinopteri, Characiformes, Serrasalmidae. The record is from RefSeq and is a predicted model, not a curated record. The transcript has 4 exons.